AUGCCAGCCAAAAAAGGUGAUUCAAAAUCUGCAAAGAAAGGAGGAAAAACAGAGCCAGAAAAGAGCAAACCAAAGGAAGAAGAAAAGAAAGGGAAAGAUGACAAGAAGGCCAGGAAAGAUGACAAAAAAGAUGACAAGAAGGGAGGAAAGGACGAUAAGAAGAAAGGAAAAGAAGAACCACCCAAGGGUAAAGGAAAAGAUGAUGGUAAGAAAGGAAAGGAUAAAGGAAAGGGAAAGAAAGAGGUUAUUGAAUCUGAGGAGGGUUCAGAUGCUGAGUUGAUAGAAGACUUAAGUGAUGAGGAGGAUGAGGAUGAAGAAUCAGAUGGAGGCAAGAAAAAGCGAGGUGGAAAAGAUGCUAAAGGUAAAACUGCAAAAGGAAAGUCCAAAUCUAGACAGGCUGAAUCUGAUGAAGAUGAGGAUGAGGAAGAAGAUGAUGAGGAUGAGGAAGAUGAGGAAGAGGACAGUGAAGAGGAGGAGAGGAAAGGGAAGAAGAAAUCAAAAGAUCCUCACAAAUCAAAGGAAGAUGGAAAGAAGAAAGCAAAAAAGAAGGAAGAGCCUCCACCUGAACCACCACCUGAGGAGAAAAAGAAAAGAGGACUAAAAAACACUUCAAAACUCUUUAUGCGGUUCUCUGGAUUUAAGAGGAAGAAGAAUUCAAAGAAGCGACUAAAGAGCACUUCCAGACUGUUCCUUGGACUUGGGAAAAGGAAGAGUCGUUUAGUUAGGAAAAAAAGGAGGAAAUCUCUUUUGAGAAAUGCCCCGAGGUUCAUGAUGCGUUUCAAAAACAGCAGGAAGAAGAAAAAAGAGAAGGAAAAAAAUGCUGAUUCAGGAUCAAAGCCAUCCUAUAUGCUUAUUAGAUUAGGUGGCAAUUCUAAAGAGAAGAAACCAGGAUUUUUUAAAGGGCUCUUUGGGAAAAAGAAUGCAGGGGAUGGAUUUAAAACCAGGAGCCUAUUAUUGGGUAAGAUUGCUGGGGCAACAAACUGGCUCACCAAGAGGUUUCUCUCCCUUAAGGGGCGUCAGAGUGCACAUGGAAAGGACCAUGAUGCUUGGAGUCGGAGAAGCAACAAAAAAUAUGCAUUUCCUGCUGGCAGUCACCAAGCUAGCAUCCGAGCACCUCCAGGGUAUCACAAUUAUGGAUAUGAACAUGAAACUGGGGGAUAUCAUUAUAAUAAUCAGAUUGAAAUGGAGAGGGGUACAUUCCACAGGGAGUCAAUUCAGAGACACUCAAACAGGUAUGGUGAACCAUAUGCCCACAUGCAAGGACACUCUUCAUUUCCACAGCCAUACACUCAGUAUGAUGAACCAAAUAACUAUUAUGAUACAGCAUCUCAUGAUCAAGGCUAUUAUGACUUUGAGGAUAGAUACUAUGACGCACACACUGCAAUGCAGAAUGGGGGUGAAUAUUAUGAUCAUGGUAUGGACUACAAUGACCCGUAUGCUGCUCAGGAUGAGAUGGGCAAUUAUCCAGAGGAAAUUGGCUACUAUAGUCAACAGUAUCCACUGGAUCCUUAUGUCAAUAAUGGCAUGGAGUACUAUGAUGAUAGUCAGUAUUUAAUGGGUGACAGCUAUGAUCUAUAUGGGAAUGAAAUGGAUAUGUAUUCCCAGGGGAAUGGAAUGGAUAUGUAUUCUCAGGGGAAUGGAAUGGAUAUGUAUUCCCAGGGGAAUGGAAUGGAAAUGUAUUCCCAGGGGAAUGGAAUGGAUAUGUAUUCCCAGACUCAGUUAGGAUAUUCUGAUGAACUUCAGGGCUUUUAUGGUGACCCAUAUGGAGAGGACAUAGCAGACGAUCCAAAUACGGGUCUAUAUGGUGAUUAUGGGGAUCCUUGUUUUCAGGAAUAUCUGGUUAAUUACAGUGAAUCAGACGUUGAUCCAUAUCUGCAGUCUUCCUACAAUAUGUAUCAGCCAUAUGGAUAUCCAAUGCAAGAUAUAAUGGAAGGUGUAGAAGCUUAUGGAAUGUAUGGUGAAACAUAUAGAGAUUUCCCUGUGGAGCCAUUGCCCCUUCAUGGAGACAUGGAGUUCAGAGUCCCAAGACCCCAGGUUAAGCUUUUUGGUAAGGAAAGGAUUGAUGUUGAGCCUCCUCCAUUGCCUCAACAAUACGAUUUUGAGGGGAUGUCAGACAUACAGUAUGAAAAUUAUCCAUAUAUGCCUGGAGCCCCCAUGGAUGCUUUUUCACCGGCAAUUUAUCCUCAAGAAAUGCUUCAUCCCACAAUGCCUCAAGUUCCCACACCAACAGCCAUGCUGAUUAAGCAAGCAAAUAAUCCCCAGAGAUUUGUCAGCCAACAUAUGCAACAUAUGGCUCAAGCUGGUGCAUUUCCACCAUCUCCCACACCAAGCAGAAGGUCUAUAUCAGGGAUGGCCUCUCCUCUGCAUAAGCAUUUGUCAUCCAUGGCACCAAUGGCAAGUUUUGGAGAGCCGAUAAUGGAAGUUAGACGUUCCCCUGUGCCUAUACGCAGGCCAAGCCCUCAUGCCUCUCCCCAACUCUCCAUGCAUCCUGCUGGUGCUCUUCCUUUAAGAAGAAGCCCAUCCCCACAGCCCUCUGUGCGUGGUAUUGGAGGCAUGGAAGCACCUCCAUCCUCCAGACUAGCCAGAGGGAUGUCCUCUCCAAUGGGUCAUGUUCAACAUCCUCGCUCUCCAAUUGGAAGCAAAACGAGUCAACCUGUUUCUCCAGCACUUUCUAGACGUUUGCAACCUCAGGAUCCAUACAGAGAGGCUCCACCUGCUUCUCCAACAGUCCCUAGACGUUUACAGCCUCAAGCAUCCUUUAGAGAGGCACUACCAUCUCCCCAGCCUAUGGCUGGCCGUAUGCCCUCACGAGCACCGUCUCUCCGCACCAGCCCUCCAGCUUCGCCUCGUGCAUCUAUUCGGAGGAGAAGCCCACCACAGUCACCCCGUGUCUCAGUUAGGAGACCCAGUCCACCCACCUCCCCUUCACAAGUGCGUCGUCCAUUUGGUGCCAAGAAGUUUCAAGCCUCCCCACCUCCUCCUAGGUGCAGGAGUCCUCCAUCUUCCCCUCAGAUAGGUAUGCAACCCAUGGCCAGUGUGCAGCAGAGGGAUCUCCAUAGACCACAGUCCCCAUUAAUGGUUCAUAGAGCAUCACCUACUCCUUCCAGGAGAAGUUUUAUUGUGGAGCCCCAGCAACCACCAGUGGAACGUAGAUCCCCCUCUCCCAGCCUCUCCCGCAGGUCUACUCGCCUCAUGAAGGAUUCUCCACCUUUUGGAUCCCCUGGAGGUCGACUGCGAGGAAGAGGCCGUCCAAACAUCCCAAUGGGAGCUGUGAAACCAUAUCCUGGCCGAGGGGGACAUUCAGGAGCUCCAACACAAAAUGUACGCCCAUUUAGACCUUCCAUACGUAGUAACAGGUCCAUGAUACAUCAGGACUUCACAACUUCACCACAGCUCUCAGGUCAACACACUGGGAUGGGCAUAAAGGAACAAAGUCGUUUCAAUCCCCCAGGAACACCUGGUCCAAUGAGAAACCCACAGAGACCUAUUGGUCGUGGCCGUCCACUCAUGGCCAGACAGUCACUUAGGCGUGCCCCUUCACCACAGCCUUCUCAAAAACACAUGCCCCCUCCAUCACCUCAGCCUUCCAUUAGGAAUUUCUCCAGACCAGCAUCUCCACAUCCAUCUAUGAAACAUGGCUCCCCAUUACCAAUGCGUCCCACUUCCCCUAGGGCUCCACGUACUUAUGCAUUUGCUGGUCCAUUGCAAAACCCUCAGAUGCAUGAUGUUUCAUUUUUAUCUCCUUUGCCAAUUGGUGCAGAGCGAAUACCUGUAGAAUUUGACCAGGUUAGUGGUAUCCCUCACUCACCAAUGCUUACAAGAGCCCUCCAAAACCAAAGUGUGCGCAAUGCCUCCUAUGCUUCACCUUUCCAACAGCCCAUGUCACCUUAUGCCCCUGAGAUGGCAUCUCCACUUCUGUCGAAUGCCUUGCAGAAUUCUCAUCUCCGAGAAGCCUCUUACACAUCACCCUUCCAAAGACCAGGCUCACCUUAUGCUCCUGAAAGGCCAGCUUCACCUUUGCUGUCUUAUGCUAUUCACAAUCCACAACUUCGCAAUGCAGCAUACAAGUCAACCCUUCAGAGGCCACAUUCACCCUAUAAUGAGGUGGUGGCAGGCUACGAUUACAUUGAAGAGCCAGGUCCUGGCCCUCUUCUCUCAAAUGCUAUUCAAAAUCCAAAUGUCCGCAAUGCUUCUUACCGAACGCAUUUACAUCGCAGAGGAUCUCUCAUUCCCCAUGGGUAUGGUCCAAGGGGAUCUCCAGCUUUGUCAACAGCUUUGCAAAACCAAAAUAUUCGUAAAGCAUCAUACCGAGCACCUCUUCAGGGAAUGGUCUCCCCUUAUGCACCUAUGCCUGGUUAUGGACAGGACCCUAGGAAGUCUCCAAUUCUGUCUGAUGCACUGCACAACCCACAACUCCGUGGUGCCACUUACCAACUGCCUGAUGGGACAUUGGUAUAUGAUAAUCAGGUACUAAAUGCAAGUUCUUCCCCAUUGCUCGCUGAUGCUAUGGGAAAUUCACAGCUCCAGAGUGCUUCAUAUAGACUUCCUGCUGGGUCUAUAAUAGACCCACGAAGGCAACAGUCUUUGUCACCAAACCUCCCAAAUGCUUUGCAGAACCGAAACAUAAGAAAUGCCUCUUAUAGACUUCCAGAUGGAACAAUAAUAUACCCAGACUCUCAUUUACAACAACCUUCUUCCCCAAACCUGUCCAAUGCCUUACAAAAUAAAAAUCUGAGGAAUGCAACCUAUAGACUUCCAGAUGGAACUAUUAUCACUGCAGGUCAACGGCAAACCUCACCAAACCUGUCACGUGCCCUUCAGAAUGAGAGCAUUAGAAAGGCAUCAUAUAGACUUCCAGAUGGAACAAUAAUAAUGACUGAUCAGCAAAUGGAACCAACCUCACCAAAUCUGGCCAGUGCACUUCAAAACAAAAACAUUCGAAAUGCAGCUUACAGAUUGCCAGAUGGCACAUUAAUAAUGGCAGACUAUGGGCAGGCCAAACCUACCUCCCCAAGUUUAGCAGAAGCACUUCAGAACCAACAAAUGAGAAAUGUUAGUUAUUCUUUACCUGAUGGCUCAAUUAUAACUGGACCAGGUUAUGAAGAAGUUAAGUCUCCUAAUUUGGCAAGUGCACUUCAGAAUCAGGGCAUUCGCAAUGCUACAUACAGGUUGCCUGAUGGCUCCAUAAUACGUGCUGAUGCAAGUCACAAACCUACAUCACCAUCUCUGUUCUCUGCCCUGAGAAAUGAGGAUAUGAAAAAUGUCUCCUACAGGCUUCCAGAUGGAUCAGUUAUUGCCCAGGCACUAUACCAGCCAAGUAGUCCAAACAUUGCAAAUGCAUUGCAGAAUGAAAACAUUCGCAGGGCCACUUACCAGUUACCAGAUGGAUCUGUUAUCUCAGCAGAUCCUCAAAGGCAUAGAACCAAUCCAAAUCUAUCACAUGCACUUCUAAAUCAAAACCUCCGCAAGGCCACAUACCGAUUACCUGAUGGCUCACUCCUUACUCAAGGAUUUGCUGUCCCCACCACACCAUAUUUAAUGGAUGCUCUUAAGAAUCCUAACCUUAAGAAAGCCUCUUACCAGCUACCAUCAGGGCUCUCAACAUACAUGACAUCCUCUGGGCAGGUGAUUAUAGGGCCAGAUGGCCAUUAUGCCGUGAUUUCACCUCAACGAAAAGGUCCAGGUGGGCCGGAAGAGCACUGGGCUCAGAAUGCCAGAGAGGGGCUAACAGCAGAGGAUGUAUGGGCUUCGGAAAGGGUCUUGCCUCAUGAUACAGUACAGAAUCUCUUCAAAUGGUCUAUGUAUCGUGAUGAGAAAAUGAUGGAAUUCCUUUCCCCCCCACCCACUGGUCUUAGGCCAGGGGAGACAGAGCUGCAGUGGGUACCAGAUCGUGAAGGGGAGCCAAAAGGCCAGUGGUAUGACAAGAUGUAUUCUAUAAGGAGCCUACCUACUGUGAGAUACAGGGAGAAAAGGGAAGGGGAUGGAACUGAGGACAUGACACAAAUGGAAGAGCUAACUGAGGCAGCAGUAUUGAUAAACCUGAAGAUUCGCUUUGACCAACAGCUUAUCUAUACAUACAUUGGCAGUAUACUGGUAUCAGUGAAUCCAUACAAGUUAUUUAACAUCUAUGGAACAGACAUGGUUCUGCAGUAUGAGGGCCAUGGCUUGGGAGACAACCCACCUCAUCUAUUUGCCAUUGCAAACAUUGCCUACACAACAAUGAUGGACAUCAAGAGAAACCAGUGCAUCAUUAUCAGUGGGGAAAGUGGUUCUGGUAAAACGGAGGCAACCAAACUGGUUCUGAGAUACCUUACUGCUAUUCAGCAUAAGAGGAACAUUACACAGCAGAUUGAGAUUCUAGAGGCAACUCCUCUGUUAGAGUCUUUUGGGAAUGCUAAGACGGUCCGAAAUGACAAUUCCAGCCGCUUUGGAAAGUUUGUAGAGGUCUUUUUGGAGGAAGGGGUGAUCAGUGGUGCCAUUACCUCACAGUAUCUACUGGAGAAGUCCAGGAUUGUUUUUCAGGCCAAAGAAGAGAGAAACUACCACAUCUUUUAUGAGAUGCUGGCUGGUCUUCCUUCUCACAAGAAACGGUCUUUCUACCUACAAGAGGCCGAAACCUACUACUACCUGAACCAGGGUGGUAACUGUGAGAUCAUAGGGAAGGAUGAUGGGGAGGAUUUUAGAAGGCUACAGAGUGCCAUGGAUAUUCUUCACUUUAAUCCCGAAGACCAAAGCAGCAUAUUCAGAGUGUUGUCAUCCAUACUGCACCUGGGCAAUGUCUUUUUCCAUAGAGUGGAGACAGAAGUACAAGAGACAGCUGGCGUAGUGAGCACUCAGGAGAUUCGUGCAGUUGCUGAUCUGCUUCAGAUUUCUCCAGAGGGUCUACAGAAAGCCAUCACCUUCAAAAUGACGGAUGCAAUGAGAGAAAAGAUUUAUACUCCCCUCACAGUAGAAAGUGCUGUGGAUGCCAGAGAUGCAGUUGCCAAGAUUCUUUAUUCCUUGCUCUUUCAUUGGCUGACGGAACGCAUCAAUGGGCGGAUCUACCCCAGGAAUGAGGCUCUGUCCAUAUCUUUACUGGAUAUAUACGGGUUUGAGAAUUUGACGUUCAACAGUUUUGAGCAGCUCUGUAUCAAUUACGCCAAUGAAACCCUUCAGUUCUUCUUCACCAAAAUCAUUUUCAAACUGGAGCAGGAGGAGUACAUUCGUGAGCAAAUCAGCUGGAAAGAAUUGGCCUUCACUGACAAUCAGGCAUGCAUAGACCUUAUAGCUGCAAAACCCCAUGGGAUACUCCGCAUUCUUGAUGACCAGAGCUCCUUUCCACAGGCCACUGACCACACCUUCCUUCAAAAGUGCCACUAUCACCAUGGAAACAGCCCCCUCUACUCCAAGCCAAAAAUGCCACUGCCAGAGUUUACUGUGAAUCACUAUGCUGGCCGUGUAACUUACCAGGUCCAUAAAUUCCUGGAUAAGAACUAUGAUCAGGUUCGACAGGAAGUAUUGGAUUUAUUUAUGCAGAGCCAGAACCGAAUGGUGUCAAAUCUCUUCAUAAAGCAUGCUGAGAUGCUGAAUCAGCAAAAGGGAGCAAUUAACAGGAACAGCACAGUGACUCGGAGAUAUCAGCCCUCCACUGUGGCCGCCAAGUUCCAGCAAUCAUUACAGGAGCUCCUGGACAAGAUGGAGAGGUGCAACCCAUUUUUUGUGCGCUGCAUAAAGCCAAAUAGUAACAAGGAACCUGGUAUAUUCGACCCUGAAUUGGUUGCUACUCAGCUCAGAUAUUCAGGAAUCAUGGACACAAUCCGUAUCAGGAAGGAGGGCUAUCCAAUCAGAGUGCCGUUCCAUAAAUUCUUAAAUAGGUACAAAGCCCUACUGGGAAUGAAGAAGCCACCACCUCCAGAUGGAGAUAACUGUGUGAUUAUGCUUAUGAAGCUCUGCCCAAUCCAAAAAGGAGAUUAUCAAGUGGGUGUGUCAAAGCUCUUCCUAAAGGAGGAGGUGUAUCAGUUAUUGGAGAGUAAACGUGAUCGAAUGAUACAUGUAGCUGCACUGACCCUUCAGCGCUACGUGCAGAUGUAUUUUGUCCGCAAGAAAUUCCUCAAAUUCCGUUCUGACAUGACAAAACUACAGGCCCACUGCAAGGGCUACCUGGUCAGGCGGUGGUUUCUGCGAACGCGUAUCAACCAGAUCAAGUUCCGUUCAAUGAUCCAUCUUAUAGUCAAUCGGAAAAGAUAUAUCAGGGAGAACCUCCUAAUGGCAAGGCGAGCAGAGGAAGAGAGGAGAAGGCUUGAACUGGAGCGAACAAGUAGGGAGGUGGUAAAUGUGACUCAGCUGGUGAUUCCUGCAGAGUUGGGAGGAUUGUUACAAGCCACCGCAGCUGGUAGGGAGCGUCAUUCAGAAUGCUUGGCUCUGGUUCAGGCUCCUAGAAUACAGACAGACCCCCAGCUCACCCUACCACUGGACAUCAAUAACCAUCUGAUGACCAAAUACAUACGUACACAUUUCAGGGAGUUGCAGUUUGGGAUGCUCACAGCACCAUUGGAGAACUCACUGACCCGUCUUGAAGAUGAUCUGAAGCAAGAUGCUCUUGAUGUUUUUAUACUGAUCUUGCGUUUCAUGGGAGAUCCAAACCUGAAUGGUGCUCAAGAAAACCUGUUUGGAAAUUAUAUCAUUCAGAGGGGCCUUGCCACUCCACCAAUCAGAGAUGAGAUCUUAGCACAGAUAGCCAAUCAGGUGUGGCGGAAUGAAAACAGCAGAAAUGCAGAGAGAGGCUGGUUGUUGAUGGCAGCCUGUUUGAGUUCCUUUGCCCCAUCUGAGAAGAUGGAGAAAUAUCUGUUAAAAUUUUUAUCAGACUAUGCUCUGAAUGGCUUUAAGGCACUGUGCCAACACAAGCUCCUCCAGGCCAUGCAGAAAUCCUACCUGAUCCCAGAAGCAUCUCGAACCUAUCCUCCAUCACUGCUGGAGUGGACUGCCAACCGCAAGAAAGCACACAUGGUGCUCCAGGUGCACUGUUUUGAUGGUGUGUCUUUCCUGUGCCCAGUCCAUUCGUGGACCAAUGGAGAGGAGCUUGCAGGAGACGUUCUACAACACAGGAGCAUGUCCUCAGAGAGUCGACGGGGUUGGUCAGUUCUGUUGAAAGAACCGGCACAGUGGGUGGAGUUAGAAGGUCACGAUUAUGUUCUAGAUCUGAUUUGCGACCUGGAGCUGCUACCUGACUUCCCCAAGCAGAAAACUUACUUCAUCAUCUCUACCGAAGACCCCAACAGGGCACGACCUAAUGCGAGCAUAAGUCUCUUUGGCAGUGGAUUUGAUGAGGAUGAGGAAGGGCCGCUCUCAUAUGCAAAUCGAACCAACGCAAUUGCAACCAACAGUCUACUGAUUUCUGAAGGCCGCUUCAGUCAAGGUAACUCGGAACAAUCGUAUGAUGCAUCUCAGAGAGGGAUGGACCGGUAUUUGGACAGCCUCUUUGACCCAGUUCUGUCUGAUGGAACUGGGGAUUUGGAUGCAUCAGUUUUGACUGGCAGGAUGAAGGGUGGAGGAGGUGUAGGUGGUGAUGGAGCUCAGUCCACUGCCAGGGUCCCUUACUCUGCUGCUCUUCAGCCUGGAGACCCACAGCAGACUGUACUGGCACAACAACAACAGACCAUCAUCAACCAGCAAGCUGUCAUUAUGGCUCAGCAGAUGACCAUGCAGGCGAUGGCUAUGGUGACCAGUCCAGUGUCCAGUCCACCACUCUCUCCUCUCACCAGCCCCCCUACCAGCCCUCCACCCACUCCUUACAGCACACUGCCGCCCAGCCCCUACCCCGCUGUGCCUCCCAGCCCUUAUGCAAACAUCCCCCUCAGUCCUUAUGCACCUUUUCCCAUGUCCACAUACACGAGCCCCCCGGUGACCCCGCACCCAGCUGUCGCCUCCACCUCGAUCUACAUCCCACCUAGGAGUCUAGAUGGCCAGUGUGAGCCCCAGCCACGGAACACCACGACUACACAGGGCACGGGAUUUAAUGGGACUUUAGAAAAGAAACAAGCCCCUGCUGCACCAAUUAAACUUGACAGCAAGCCUGCCAAAAAACAUGCUCCUAUUGGGGUCACAGGUCCCAUGCGGGCUGCUCCAGCUCCAGGCACAGAGGUGGUCAAAUACUCUGUCUCUAACUCUGAGCACAUCAUUCCUAGCCACAACAUUAAAGAUAUCAUUAAACAAUACCAAACGCCAGCCUCAGAACCCGUGCCACAGAGGCGAGACGGUAAAGGUUUUGUGAAGAAGAUGAAUCCACAUGAUGAGGCCAUGCAGAUCUUAAAAACACAGAUGGACAAUCCACGUCCUACACAGGUGAGAUCUGUAUAUGCUCCUAUUCCAGCUGCUGUAUCCAGGGAAGGAGGCCUCAAACCAACCAAAAGCAGCAAGAAGAGAGCACCAGACCCACCACUGACUUUACCACCACCAGUGUCCAGAGAUCUGCCAGUGGAAUCUGAGAGUAUCCAAACACCACUGCACAGGAGCAGCACUGAGGAACAUUACACCUACACAAAUGUACCCUGGAGAAUCUAUCUCAGGAAGGAGGUCUUUUAUCCCAAGGACAGCUGGAACCAUCCUCUAGUUCUAGACCUCAUAUUCAAACAGAUUGUUAAUGACACAUAUACAGAGGCUUGUGUACGCAUUACAAAAGAGGAGAGGCAGAAGAUGAAAUCCUUGUUUGCUAAAUACAACAUUGAGCAAAACACUGAUGUUCAGGAUGAGAGCGUGAAGAAGGACGUGAUAUCAGCUGCCAGGGAGUCAUGGGAGAUUUAUUUUUCUCGCCUUUUCCCUGCCUCUGGCAGUGUGGGUACUGGAGUUCAAGUGUUGGCAGUAUCUCACAUUGGUAUCAAACUUCUAAAGACAGUGAAAAGCAGUUCUGCAGCUCCAGACUACUUCCGUGUGCUCCGACCAUACAGUUACACCGAGAUCCUGUUUGUCACAAUCCCCUCUCAGAACAUGUUGGAGUUUAAUCUGAUGAAUGAGAAGUUAAUUCUCUUCUCCGCCAAAGCCCCUCAAAUCAAACAAAUUAUAGAUCUCUUCAUCUCUCAUCUAAAAAAGGACUCUGAAUAUGUAGUAGCAGAGAGGAACUUUAUCACAGAUGAUCGAGCUCUACUUAGCUUCCAUAAAGGAGAUAUCAUCCGUCUGCAGGCGAUGGAUGGAUUAGAAGAGGGUCAGAGGUAUGGAUGUGUGGUGAAGAAAAAGGUCAUCUACCUCGAGGAGCUAAAGAGAGACACUCCAGAUUUUGGCUGGAGGUACGGGGCAGUGCAGGGUCGGAGUGGAGCAUUCCCAGAGGAGUGUGUGGUUCCUGUGGCAGCUCCUGAUUUUCUGAGUCUCCCAGCAGAGAGGAGAGAUGAGCCGAGAGACAGACAGGGCAGAGUGGCGGCAUCAGGGGCUGUUGCUCUCGCUGUGGCCUCCACUGUGGCUGCACAUGAACUGGACCCAACACUGGAGUCUGAUGGAUUUGGUGAUUUUGGUAACUCUGAAGUUGAAGGGAAUAUUCUUUUGGACAGCCAGUACAACAUGGUAGAGUUUGCCAAGAAAUAUUUCAGAAUGUCAAAUGGAAGCAAGAGUGACUCCUUCAGAGACAAGUCCAAAAAAGGAAAAGGAACCAAAGACCCUGCAGAGAUGGUGAAAUUCAGUAAAAACCCUAUCCAAGAGUCCCUCAUAGACUUCACAGAUCCCAACAUGAACCGGGUCGCUUCUGAAAUUUUCCUUGCCAUAAUGAAGUUCAUGGGAGAUCAUCCUCUCAGAGGCCAAUCAGAGCAGUUUGUGGUUUGCACUUUCCUGAAGUUAACUGGGGAAUAUGGACUGAUGAAGGAUGAGGCAUACUGUCAAAUCCUCAAACAGAUCACAGCCAAUACCAGCUCUAAACCUGACAGCUGUCAGAAGGGCUGGCGUUUGCUCUACAUUCUGACGACGUUUUACCGCUGCUCUGAAGUGCUGAAACCAUUCUUACUCAAAUUCCUACGAGACAUCUGCAGAAGUACAGAAGUUCUUUUUCAUGGAAUUGCUAAAGCUUGUGAGCAGAACCUGAGAAAGACCUUUCAGUUUGGAGGCAGGAGUGUUUACCCCAGUAGUAUGGAGCUCAAAGCAAUUAUGGCUGGUCGAAGCUCAAAGCGGCAGCUCUUUCUGUUUCCCGGAGGAAUUGAGAGACAUCUAAAGAUCAAAACCUGCAGUGUUGCACUGGACGUCAUAGAGGAGUUGUGUUAUGAGAUGGCGUUACAACGGCUGGAGGCAAUGGAUGAGUACACUAUUUUCAUAGUCACCAACAGAGGUCAGAAUGUGCGGCCCUUAAAUAAAAGAGAGUAUAUUUUGGACAUUGCAACGGAGGCGGAGCAAAUUGAUAGCAACUACAGCUUCUGGUUCAGAAGAGUUAUCUGGGCCCAUCCUCUGAAGUUCGACAACGAGCUGUGUGUGACCAUGCACUAUAACCAGAUUCUACCAGACUACCUGAAGGGUCUGCUGAAUGUGGUGCCUCAGGGAAAGAUCAGUGAACAGCAGUUCAACCAGUUUGCCAAACUUGCCGCUCUUCAACACAGAGCCAAAGACAGUCUCUACGCACCUACCAUUCACGAGUUGACAGAAUACAUCCCAGUUGAGAUCUUUGGCAGACAGGGGCCCCAGAAAUGGAUGCAACUGGUUGCCCAACAUGUACAUGCUGUCCAAAGCCUGAACCCUCACCAGGCCAGAUCCCAGUUCCUGGGAUUGGUGUGUGCAUUUCCCAUGUUUGGAUCAUCCUUCUUUUACAUUCAGAGUAGUAGCAACAAUGCCAUCUCUGCGCCAUGCAUCCUCGCUGUCAAUCAAAAUGGACUGCACUUCUUGCACAAAGACACUCAUGAGGUGCUGGUGAAGUACCAGCUGAAGCUGGUUCAGUCAGCUCACACACUGCGGCCCAGCGCUGGAUCCAGUUACCCUUAUGUGGACAUCCUGAUCGGAGACUUAACCAACCACAGAGUCACACAGUUACAGCUGGAACAGGGUCUGGAGCUUUGUCGAGUUAUUGCCAUGCAUAUUGAGAACAUGCUCUCUGUACGAGAGAAGAGGCUGACGCUGCCACCCAGUGAAAUUACCAUGCUGUAA
Messenger RNA from Myxocyprinus asiaticus (Chinese sucker), 13086 nucleotides. RefSeq names its product myosin XVAb (gene myo15ab). The transcript has 67 exons. Bases 1 to 13086 code for a protein of 4361 amino acids. Gene Ontology annotation, cellular component: myosin complex; cytoskeleton. NCBI's taxonomy places the organism in Eukaryota, Metazoa, Chordata, Actinopteri, Cypriniformes, Catostomidae. The record is from RefSeq and is a predicted model, not a curated record. Gene Ontology annotation, molecular function: ATP binding; protein binding; cytoskeletal motor activity.